AUCUCUCCCGCUGACCCCUUACAAUGUCUCUAUCCCUCGUCUCAAACUCAUAUCUCGACGAGACAUCCGCGAAGAUUCGCUCAAAGCCGGUACCAUGGGAGGCUUACCAGCGUGCCGGAUUGGUGACACCCGAUGAGCUCGCGCUCAUUAAGAAAGUUGACAGACAACCGAGGUCAAAGACAGAGUCACUAUUGCAAUCAGACGGUCAGACGUAUGCGCGCCUGUACCUUGGCCUUCUCAAGAAACUCAACCGGGUGGACACAAUGCAGUGGAUCCUAGUGCUUAUUACUGACGCACUUGCAGAUCAUGAUGAGCGUAUACAACUGUUCACUAAGGCUGCUGAGAAGGAUCCAGAGCUGCCAUAUGGUCCGUUAUUACGGUCGUUGGACAGCCAAGACGAGUUCCUUCAGCUGAAGACCGCUCAAAUUCUAACUGUUUUGCUAAGUUCCGAAUCUUCCCCUAUUCAACCGCAACAUCUCCAACCAUUCUUGGAAGUCCUCUCCGGACUGAUGCAAUCUUAUUCGUCGAACAAGAGAGAUGCUGCUGUACAAUGCCUUGAAGCUUUACUUCCUAGAACAGAAGUUCGCAGAGCAGUCUGGGCGCACUCUAAGAUUAUCAUUGGCCUACGUGAUAUCUUGCAGAACAAACCUGGAGCUCAGAUGAGCUACCAAGUUUGCUUUUGCUUCUGGCUUCUGACGUUUGAGCAAGAAAUCUCGGAAAAUAUCAACAAGAAAUACGAUAUUAUUCCUCUUCUGACAGAUGUAGCGCAGGGUGCGGUGAAAGAGAAGGUUAUUCGAGUAAUUGUUGCUACGUUCCGAAAUCUGGUCACGAAGGCUCCUUCUCAAAACUUGCCGUCAAUGCUUGUUGCUCAGCUCCUUCCCUUCGCAAAGAGUUUAUGCGGGCGAAAAUGGACGGAUGAGGAUAUCGUAGAGGAUGUCCAAUUCCUGCGUGACGAGCUUAAAGCUAGAUUUGACAGCUUAACGACGUGGGAAGAAUACACGGCUGAACUCGCCUCUGGCCACCUUCAAUGGUCGCCAGUGCACGAGUCUGAUUCGUUCUGGCAAGAGAAUGCCUCAAAGCUCUGCGAUCAAGAUUAUGCUCAGCUCAAACUUCUUGUCAAGUUGUUGAACGACUCCUCGGAUCCGACCGUAUUGGCAGUAGCAGCGCAUGAUCUCGGGCAAUUCGUCAAGUAUUGCGAUCGAGGAAAGAAGGCCGUGGCGGACCUCGGAGCGAAGACGCGGGUAAUGCAGUUGAUGACACAUGAGAAUGCGGACGUGCGAUACCGAUCGCUGAUAUCCGUCCAGCGGCUUCUCAGUCAGCCUUGGAGAGCUGGCUGAGCGUGCUAACACUUUCUGAGCCGAGGUGGAUUCUUGUACUAUAAUACCCUUGAAUGAAUUCAAUUGUCUAGGGUUAUCAAGAAUUUGAGGGUGUCUUGUUUAACGAAUCAUU
Molecule: messenger RNA, 1449 nt
Organism: Fomitiporia mediterranea MF3/22
Lineage: Eukaryota; Fungi; Basidiomycota; Agaricomycetes; Hymenochaetales; Hymenochaetaceae
Product: ATPase, V1 complex, subunit H
Exons: 11
Coding region: 24-1337 (437 amino acids)
Biological process (GO): proton transmembrane transport
Cellular component (GO): fungal-type vacuole membrane; vacuolar proton-transporting V-type ATPase, V1 domain
Molecular function (GO): proton-transporting ATPase activity, rotational mechanism
Source: RefSeq, a predicted model, not a curated record